ACAAACCGAAAGCCUCAUCGGCCUCGCCUUGCUCGCAGAGAAAAAAAGACAGCGCGCGACGUCAACGCCGCAAUCGCGUCUUCAAGGAACACAGACUACCAGGCAUACUGACGACUCGGCACCCGUCUCACGCAAUCAUGGCCACCACUUCGAUGGACUACGAAGCCGCGAAUGGCGACCGGUUCGAGGACGAGCCUCCUCGCAACUACGACGAUCGCCGCAGCGCUUCGCCUCGCAACGACGAUGUGGUCGAACGCCGCCGUUCGGCCUCUCCCAGCAACGGCGACCGCUCCAUCCCCAAGGACGAUGACGACCGCAAGGAGUCAGUCGGUGCCUACAACCCAGGUUCCAACCUCUUCGUGACUGGCAUCCACCCUCGCCUCGUUGAGGCCGAGGUCACUCGCAUGUUCGAGAAGUAUGGCGAGGUCGAGAAGUGCCAGAUCAUGCGCGACCCCCACACCCAGGAGUCGCGCGGUUUCGGCUUCGUCAAGAUGGUCACCCCUGAGCAGGCCGACGCCGCUAUCGAGGGGCUGCAGGGCGAGGCGAUCGAGGGUCGCACUCUCAGCAUUGAGAAGGCUCGUCGUAACCGCCCGCGCACGCCCACCCCGGGCAAGUACUUUGGUCCGCCGAAGCGAGAGGGCGAGCGUGGUGGUGGUGGCGGCGGUGGCGGCCGCGGCGGCGGUCGUUUCGACGAUCGUCGUCGUGGCGGCGGUGGUGGCUACGGCCGCGACGACCCGUACCGGUACCGCGGCUACGAGCGCCGCUAUGAUGAGCGCGAGCCUCGUGGUGGAGGUGGCGGCGGCGGCUACCGUGACGACCGUGGUUACGACCGCAGCGGUGGCCCGCCUCCUCGCGACGACCGCGGCUAUGGUCGCCGCGAGCGUGACGACGGAUACCGCUCCGACCGUUACCGCGAAGACCGCGACCGCUUCAGCGGCCCUCGUGAGGACAGGCGCCCCCCGCCUGCGGACCGCGAGCGCGAGCGCUUCGAUCGUGACCGCGAAGGCCCGCGCUCUCGUGACCCUCCCCCGGCUGGUGGGUACGAUGGCCCUCGCGGCGACUCUCGCGAGGCGUACGGAUCUGAGCGCCGCUAAGCCGUGAUAAUGGGCUCUGGUGGCCAUUGCGACAUCGGCAAUUUACCUUAAUGUAGGAACAUUUUUCUUAUGUUCGUGCCGCGGGCGCAAAGGGGGCAAAUCAGAUAUCCAAACCAUGACUUCUGGAGUUCUUCGGCUUGCGGCAAACCUCAUCGUCAACGGCUUCCUCGUCACCUCAGCACCACCUGACUUUUCCUUGAUUUCCCUUGCCUUGAUUUCGGCCUCAACUAGAAUCCGACCUGGUCGCCCUGCCUCUCGCUGUCUUCCAUAUGGACGGCUUGUUUCAAACGGUCAUCGUUGAUGCUGGCCGAUCCCCCCCAGUAAUCCUCUCUAUCUCCUUUUAAUGCAACACAAAAACGGCGGAAUUUAUGAAACUGGUCACCGGCGAUCUGGGAGGCACCCUCCUCAUCACCACUCGCCCAUUGGAUUGUUUACGCGGAAAUCGGAUAUCGGAGAUCGGAAUCGUCAGUUAACGAGGCGGCGAUGCAGCAGCGUUCGUCAACUACAUCAAGAAAAGCACAAAAACAAGGAACCACCUGUACGAUUAUUUCUUUCUAUCGAGUCGUCUUCGGCUACUAGGACCGUUUUUCUCGAUUCUGCUCUUGGCACCAGCUUUGAGCAACACAGGGGAGAGCACUGGACAGCAAAGAGGGGUUUGGAAUGGGGCAUCUGCGUAGCCACCAAUGCUCUGCCCGCGGACCUGGGGCGUCAUUGCCGUCGCUUUUGUUCUCGCCAGCAUCAUCAGUUCGAGGACUCUUUCAGCCAGCCAUAAAAGCGCUCGCAAUUUCGCCUUGCUUCAGUGAACGUCAGCACACACCUUGCCAGCCCUUGAACAUCGCCCAAGGUGACGACAGAAAUGCCGGCAUUCAUCAGACGAGCCAGCCCAUGAUAGCGACAGGCGUAAUCGACAGUGGAGGACUGUCUAAUGCUGCCUUGCCAAACUCGGUUGUUGAUCACUCUCGAAGCCCCCAGCAACGAGGGGCGUAUUUUUAGCCGAACCCAGCGGGUUGACCUUGGGAGCCCUGAUGCGCUAGGAAACCUCGGGUCGGGAGGCCAAAUAAGUCACGUGUGACUUGCACCCCCAGACGGCAACGCCAGCGAGCUGACCACGGUAAAACGUGUCUGCAGCAGACGAGAAGACGAGCGGGCAAGAUUAACUGACAGCAGCAGAGGAUUGAAAGACGGUAAACCUGCACACCGAGCUCCCUUUCGUUUUCCUUCUCUCCGGAACACGCUUGGAAUGUAACCUCACCAAUGGCUUUGAUACCAAGUGGUACAGCGCGAUCCUCUCAGAGGGUUGAAGUCUAUUUGCGGAGUUUUCGGAGUUGCCGACGGAAAGCAUUCCCGUCGCCUUUUGAUUUCAGCUCCUUGCUUUGUUCAACGUCCCAGCGAGACUUGACCGCUUCCGGUUUCGACAUCAGUUGAUGCCUGAUAUUGGCUCGGGCUAGGGUGGAGGUUGCUUUCCCGGGUGUGCCUUUAAAGGCCGGUCGGGGAUGUCUUUUGGAAUGGAAGUGAUGGUCCGGUCCAUGCCGAUGCAUCUUGGCAAAAAGGAGGGGCGUCUUGCUCUCUGCCGCUCCCUCCGCCUUCUUGGGGAUGGGCUAAGUUCAGGACUUGUCUUGCUUGGUGGACUGUUGGGCCGAUUCCAUGUCGCGCCCAGCUCGGUCCCUCGCACUAGAGGUAGGAACCCACUUUUCGGUACGUAACCAUCGCUCUGAGGUGGGUAGAUACUCUCCUCGAAUAUACCGUCAACUCUUCUCUUGACUUCAAAUGCAUUUUGGCCCAUCGUGUGUCUCCAAGUGCUCGACACGCUCACUUCGAGGGUACCUGUAUGC
Gaeumannomyces tritici R3-111a-1 is the source of this 2926-nucleotide messenger RNA. RefSeq lists its product as hypothetical. Gene Ontology annotation, molecular function: RNA binding. Gene Ontology annotation, cellular component: spliceosomal complex. NCBI's taxonomy places the organism in Eukaryota, Fungi, Ascomycota, Sordariomycetes, Magnaporthales, Magnaporthaceae. Bases 138 to 1094 code for a protein of 318 amino acids. The record is from RefSeq and is a predicted model, not a curated record. The transcript is spliced from 5 exons. Gene Ontology annotation, biological process: positive regulation of mRNA splicing, via spliceosome.